AAACCCUGCUGUGCCUAACACCAUCGACGAGCUGGCUGAAAUUUUUGUACAAAUAAUGAAAAACAAAAAUCACACGCAGUCAGAAGCCGAAUGGCGUCACAAGCUCCGGGUACUAUUUUAUCUAGCACUAUGUUGACGCACGCCUUGUUUGUCUCAUCGCAUACUAGAAGUUCGGCAAAGAAGACAAGAGCCCAGCAACAGCUGGUCCCUCAAACAAUCCAUACUUUUGCUGCGGCCGCGCAAUUUCUGCAUAAUUCUCUUUCCAACGGCAUCGAGAGACGAAGGUCACUGAUUCUUAGCUGGUUUUAUUUUCCACAGAAAAAACAAUUUCUGGAUCAUCUGCAACAUACAGGUCGUCCGUCUACCCGAGUAUCCGGGCAUCCUUUUUGCCGCUGAAGACAGCCAACUCUUCUGGGCCAUGCAGCGGGCGUUCGUGCGCAUGCAGCAAGAGAGUGGGAAACAAAACAUUUCCGCAUCGCCGGUCUAUAACUCCGGUGCGGCACGCACUGAGGAGUACUGGCACAAGUUGUUUCAAGACUAUGUUGAGGUGUUGGAUUUUGUGGACUUGAAGCACCGCCAGCAGCGGGGCUUUUUCAAGGCACUGCACACAGCAUUUCUGUCGAAGUAUGAUAAUGCUGCGCCAGAAUCCACUAAUUUUGAGCUGGCCGGAGGUUUUGAGUACGCCUUUCAGGCUUUUCGGAAAAGGAACACAGCCACAACUUCGCCUAACGACGGAAAUAGAGACGCCGUUCUUGCGGAAAUCAAGGAGCGCCACAAAUCUGAUGCGUCCUGGGCUUUAUCAGCUAUGAACCGGGGCGGGCGAGCCAUGUAA
This is a messenger RNA of Amoebophrya sp. A120, 832 nucleotides long. The record is from the annotation of a GenBank genome assembly. NCBI's taxonomy places the organism in Eukaryota, Dinophyceae, Syndiniales, Amoebophryaceae.